AUGCAGGGGAGACGGGAGAGAAUGAUGACGGAAGGGGAGCUGCGCGCCGAGGGCGACGCGGGGCGGAAUCGGCGGAAGGGGGUAGAAAGGCGGAGAGAGGGGGAAAGGGGGAGGGAGGGGGAAAGGAGGAGGAAGGGGGAAAGGGGCAAGGAGGGAGAAAGGAGGGAGGUGGAAGGGGGGAGGGAGGGGAAAAGGAGGAGGGAGGAGAAAGGGGUGGAGAGGGAUUUGCGGAAGAGCGGGGAAGGACGGAGGGAGCAUGCGGUGAGGGAGAGGUAUGCUGGCGAAGGAAGGGAUGCAGUGAGGUGCGGAGGGAUGGAGAAGGAUAAGGCGAGGGGUGGAGGGAUGGAUGCGGAGAGGGCGGAUGCUGUAAAAACCAGCAACAGGGAUGGCGGGUGUAGCAGGGGCGAAGGGUGGGCGUUGGGGCCACAGCAGGCGGGGCAGCGCAGGAAGCGGGUGAAGGCAGUGGCGAUGGCGGCAGGGGGAGGUGCAU
Messenger RNA from Closterium sp. Naga37s-1, 490 nucleotides. NCBI's taxonomy places the organism in Eukaryota, Viridiplantae, Streptophyta, Zygnematophyceae, Desmidiales, Closteriaceae. The record is from the annotation of a GenBank genome assembly.